CACGGGUUGACCCGGUUACUGUUGCAAUAUUAUCCAAUUCGGCUACGGGCAUAUAUAUUUAAUAUAUAACAUAACCUAGGUAACUAGUGAAUGUGCUGUAUGGUUGGAGAGGUGAUCGUUGGAUCGUUCAAGUUAAAAGGGACUUGUUUUGCGUAAUCUGUGGCAGGGCAAGUGAACGAUAGAGUAUGGGGAGAGCUUCAAGGGAUAAGAGGGAUAUCUAUUAUCGCAAAGCAAAAGAGGAAGGUUGGCGUGCUCGAAGUGCCUUUAAACUCCUUCAGAUAGAUGAGGAAUUCAACAUUUUUGAAGGAGUGAAGCGUGUUGUAGAUUUGUGUGCUGCCCCGGGUAGCUGGAGUCAGGUUUUGAGUCGUAAAUUGUAUCUCCCAGCCAAGCUUGCGCCUGAUUCAAACGGUGAAAAUCUUCCUCUUAUUGUUGCUAUUGAUUUGCAACCAAUGGCUCCAAUUGAAGGCGUCAUUCAGGUGCAGGGAGAUAUAACUAAUGCUCGAACAGCUGAAGUGGUCAUUAGACAUUUCGAUGGCUGCAAGGCUGACCUGGUUGUCUGUGAUGGUGCUCCUGAUGUUACUGGGCUUCAUGACAUGGAUGAGUUCGUACAAUCCCAACUCAUACUUGCAGGGUUGACAAUUGUUACUCAUGUACUUAAGGAAGGAGGAAAGUUUAUUGCAAAGAUAUUUAGAGGAAAGGACACGAGCCUUCUGUAUUGUCAGCUAAAGUUAUUCUUUCCUGUAGUGACAUUUGCAAAACCAAAAAGCAGCCGCAAUUCUAGCAUUGAGGCAUUUGCAGUCUGUGAAAACUAUUCCCCUCCUGAAGGAUUCAAUCCAAAAGAUCUGCAUCGGCUUCUUGAGAAGGUUGGAAGUCCCUCGGGGGUAGAUGAUACAGAUUGUUGUAGUGGAUGGUUGGAAGGCCCUAAUAAGGUGUAUAUCCCAUUUCUAGCUUGUGGCGACCUCAGAGGUUAUGAUUCUGAUCGCUCAUAUCCAUUACCUAAAGUUGAUGGGGGGACAUAUCAGAGCUUGGAUCCUGUACAACCCCCAAUUGCUCCACCUUACAAGAGAGCUCUGGAGCUAAAAAAGGCCUCCAAUCAAGGAGUUCGAGAACCUGAAAACCUCUCGUUGGAUUCUUGAUCGUGCUACACUGAUUAUUCAUAAUGUCAUUUAGAACUGUGUUUUUCGAUUAUAAAUUAUUAACGUACGUGUGAACUUUA
Messenger RNA from Vigna umbellata (rice bean), 1216 nucleotides. RefSeq names its product S-adenosyl-L-methionine-dependent methyltransferases superfamily protein. The record is from RefSeq and is a predicted model, not a curated record. Gene Ontology annotation, biological process: tRNA methylation; cytoplasmic translation. Gene Ontology annotation, molecular function: tRNA methyltransferase activity. Gene Ontology annotation, cellular component: cytoplasm. NCBI's taxonomy places the organism in Eukaryota, Viridiplantae, Streptophyta, Magnoliopsida, Fabales, Fabaceae.